This is a messenger RNA of Solanum pennellii, 750 nucleotides long. RefSeq lists its product as uncharacterized. The record is from RefSeq and is a predicted model, not a curated record. The transcript is spliced from 2 exons. Bases 1 to 750 code for a protein of 249 amino acids. NCBI's taxonomy places the organism in Eukaryota, Viridiplantae, Streptophyta, Magnoliopsida, Solanales, Solanaceae.
AUGUCGAAUUUAUCCAAACCUGAGUUUGUGGCAUUAGAUAUUUCUCGAAAGAAUUAUCUUUCAUGGGUACUCGAUGCUGAGAUUUGCUUAGCUGCAAAAAGUCUUGAUGGCAUCAUUACUCAGGGAAAUGAAUCUUCGAGCCAAGAUAAGCCGAAGGCUAUGAUUUUCCUUCGCCAUCAUCUUGAUGAGGGCCUGAAGAUUGAAUAUCUGAUGGUAAAAGAUGCACUUGAAUUGUGGACUGAUUUAAAGGGGAGAUAUGACCACCUAAAGGCAACAAUGUUGCCAAGAGCUCGUUAUGAGUGGAUGCAUUUACGAUUUCAAGAUUUUAAGACUAAAUAUUCUGAAUUAAUCUCAUGUCUUUUGGUGGCUGAGCAACAUAAUGCUCUUUUAAUGAAAAAUCAUGAAGCUCGUUCUACUGGAGCUGCUCCAUUAUCGGAGGCAUAUGUGGUGGAAGCACGUGAUCAAUCUGAAGUAAAAAGAGAAGAUCAUCGGGGCUAUAAUAAUGCACGGGGACGUGACAAAGAUAAGAGACAAUACACCAAUCGUCGAGAUGGUGGUCAUAAUAAAAGGGAGAACAACAUGAGUUCUCAAAAUAACCCCUCAAAAAGUAAUUGCCUUCGUCGUGGCAUGAAACACCAUUGGAAGAAUGAAUGUCGCACACAUGAGCAUUUUGUUAAGCUCUACAAAAAUUCCUUUAAAAGGAAAGGAAAUAAAAGUGGUGCUUCCUCUUCCAAUGCUCGAGCUGAGUGA